AUGGCGCGUGCUGCCAGCUACCAAUAUGUGUGCCAGGAACCCAAUGGGCAGGACAUGACUGUGGUGCGCCCUGGAUCUCCGUGCCACAAGCGCCACCGGCCCGGACAAGGGUGUGCGCACGGGCCACCAGGCGACCGGGGACUCGGCUCCGCCCAAUCCGGAGUUCACGGCUCGCGAACUGCGGGCCGCUCCGUACCAAACGCAGGCGGCUCGUCGUCUGGACCUUCUCGGCUACCGUCCGUCCUGCAGCCCGUCGCCCCCGACCCCCACUACCAGACUCCACCGCCGCAAGCCCUGAGGGCUUCGGCCACGCUGGCCCUACCUGCCGAGUUCCGCCGCACAGCCGAUCCUCGCCGUCCAGGCCCCGCCCCGCGCCGGCCGCUCUCCCCGGGCCGCCUCACCCCACUCCUGAGCGCUCGCGCCUCCCGCUUCUGCCCCAGCUCCUGCCGAAGCCUGGCCCUCCUGUGGAGCUUCUUCUACCUCCUGUUCUUCCACACCCUCAGCCUGCUGGGCCUGCUGACUCCCGUACACACCUGUACAACCCAGCUGCUGUUGACACUGAAGGCCCUCCCCUGCUGCGGGGAGCGCCUCCAGCUGUCCGCAGGCAGCCUUUGCUGUGGGGGCUCUGAGCGCCCUACUGCAGCCCUGAGGGAGGUGCCGCUGACCGCUCUGCCUGCCCGCCCCCAGCUGCAAGACGCCCGCCCUGGGGCUGCUGCCCGAAGUUCCCUCCUUGAUGGAGACGCUGAGCUACAGCUACUGCUACGUGGGGAUCAUGACAGUCUGGAGAAGGCGGCUGCCCUGGAGUACGACUACGAGACCAUCCGCAACAUCGACUGCUACAACACAGACUUCUGCAUGCGUGUGCGGGAGGGCAUGCGGUACUGGAACAUGACGGUGCAGUGGUGGCUGGCACAGUACAUCUACAAGAGCGCGCCUGCCCGCUCCUACGUCCUGAGGAGCACCUGGACCUUGCUGCUGAGCGCCUACUGGCACGGCCUGCACCCAGGCUACUAUCUCAGCUUCCUGACGAUGCCACUGUGCCUGGCUGCUGAGGGCUGUUUGGAAUCAGCCCUUCGGGGGUGGCUGAGCCCCAGGGGCCAGAAAGCCUGGUAUUGGGUGCAUUGGUUCCUGAAGAUGUGUGCCUAUGAGUACAUGUGCAUGGGCUUCGAGCUCCUCUCCGUGGAUGACAUACUCCGGUGCCUUCCUGAAAGAGUUAAAGACAUCAUAUUACAAAGCUGCCAGGAACGGUCUCCUCUCCUCACGGGUUGUCAGCUACCUGUGCUCAGUCUUCGCCAUUGGCCUCCUCUGCCGACUCUGCACCCUGCACCAGUCAGCGACACCCACAUCCUGACCCUGGAAGGGGAGGAGGGAGCGGUGGUGGUGCAGCCGCCUUCUCAAGAAUCCCGAGUCUUGCUCUGUGCUCCUACCUCUGCGUUACAGUCUGUCUGCUAGGAUGCUUCUGGGACCACUGAGAGACCACCGACUCCCACACCUGACUCUGACCUCUGACCCCGUCCUCUCUGAGGUCUUCAAGGCCCUCAGGGCUGUAAACCCAGGACCUCUCCAGCAGGAAUGGGAGGACGAGGCCUGGGAGUUUGAUCAAUCUUGAUCCUUCUGUGCUGCUGGGGAGCUGAAGCUGAAGCAUCCAUCCUCUGACCUCAUAGUCUGAGUCCUAGGGGUCCCGGGGAGGGGGCUGCUGCUUCACCAAUGAGUCAUGCCUAGCACCAUGACUGCACAUGAUGAGGGCCCAGUGGGCAUGGCUGGGUGGCAUGGACAAUGGCAGGAGGACACUGUGACCAUGACAGGAGGUCUGCAAGAGGAAGGGGCUUGUCUGUCCCAGCCUGUAAGUUUCUGUAGAGACAGAGCUGGGUCCAGGGAGCUGACAGUCAGGACUCAGCGCAUCUCUGCUGUCGUCCACCUGCAGCAGGAACCUGCAUCUUCCCCGAGCAUCUCCAGGGCUGAGGAGGACUGCCAGGGUGAGAAGAACCGUGCUGUGAAGAUGGACGGGCUGAGGGAGGGAGGAGCCCGUGGGAGGCUGUGAAAGGAAGGACCAGCCCAGGGCAACCAUGGGCUGGAAGGGGCCAGCUCAGGAUGGCUCCGGGUCUCUUUGCGCCCAGGUCAAGGGACCAGAGGAGGACAGAUCAGGAAGACAGAGUGGGUAAGUGAGACCUCAUCCUGUCUGAAGUGUCUGGAGGAGCAUAUGCUCACCCUGCAUCCAGGCUAGGAAACAAGAGCCAGCGUGCAGGGGACUGUGGUGGUCUCACGACCCCCGAGGGAAGCCAAGCCUCGGAGACUCCAAAUUUGGGAGACAAAGGCGUUUAUUUCAGGCCUGGCUGACGCAGACUCUUGGGAUCGAUUCCGAGAAUGCGCGCCUCACAGACUAAGCACUCUGAAUUUAAGCACAAAAACCGCAAAAAGGGAGGGGAUGGGGUGAUAGGAAAGCAGAUCAGGCAGGUGGUGCUUUGCUCAGUUGCACAAGGACAGCUGGUUCUUUCAUUAUGUCCUUUUAAGGGAACAUUAUUUUGGUCUAACACAACAUGUUUAUCAGCACAGCAUAACAGUCAGGUCACAAAGACCCAAGAGAAAUUCCACAGCAUAACAUGUUUAUCAUGGCUACUCAGGCGCAUACAGAACAGCAGUGUGGCGCAAGGUUAUAACAGGGACGGCCGUUCCCCAUCCUCUGGGGCUGCUGAUGUGACAUC
Messenger RNA from Chinchilla lanigera (long-tailed chinchilla), 2702 nucleotides. RefSeq lists its product as uncharacterized. Gene Ontology annotation, molecular function: lysophospholipid acyltransferase activity. The record is from RefSeq and is a predicted model, not a curated record. Gene Ontology annotation, biological process: phosphatidylinositol biosynthetic process; lipid modification. The transcript has 11 exons. Bases 1 to 1452 code for a protein of 483 amino acids. NCBI's taxonomy places the organism in Eukaryota, Metazoa, Chordata, Mammalia, Rodentia, Chinchillidae. Gene Ontology annotation, cellular component: membrane; mitochondria-associated endoplasmic reticulum membrane contact site.